Vicia faba (fava bean) is the source of this 2685-nucleotide messenger RNA. Lineage: Eukaryota; Viridiplantae; Streptophyta; Magnoliopsida; Fabales; Fabaceae. The record is from the annotation of a GenBank genome assembly.
AUGGAUGCCACGCUCUCCGUUCUCAAGGAUUACUUCGGGUUUAUGAGUUUUCGACCUUAUCAGCAAGAGGUUAUUGAGAAAAUUAUUGAGAAAAGGGAUUGCUUGGUAGUUAUGGCUACUGGUAGUGGCAAGUCAUUGUGUUAUCAAGUGCCUCCGUUGGUUGUGAAAAAGACUGGGAUAGUUGUAAGCCCUUUAAUAUCAUUGAUGCAAGAUCAGGUUAUGGCUUUGAAACAGCGAGGUAUCAAAGCUGAAUAUCUUUCGAGUGCUCAGAAGGAUUAUACUAUUCAGGGUAAAGCUGAGCGUGGUCAAUUUGACAUUCUGUUUAUGACUCCUGAGAAGGCAUGCACAAUUCCUACCAGUUUCUGGUCCAACUUGCUAAAGGAAGGAAUUAGUCUUUUUGCUGUUGAUGAAGCACAUUGCAUAUCAGAAUGGGGGCAUGACUUUAGGGUAGAAUACAAGCAGUUAGACAAGUUACGUGGUGUUCUGUUAGAUGUUCCUUAUGUUGGUUUAACUGCAACGGCUACUGAAAAGGUUCGGUUUGACAUCACCAAUUCCUUGAAGAUGAAUAAUCCUUACAUUGUUGUUGGUUCAUUUGAUCGCCCAAAUCUUUUCUAUGGUGUCAAGCAAUUUAACCGAGGACAAUAUUUUAUUGACGAGCUUGUUGAAGAAAUUUCAAAAGUUGCUAAUGGUUCAACUAUUAUUUACUGCACAACAAUCAAAGAUGUAGAACAGAUAUAUAAGUCAGUAAUGAACGUCGGUAUAAAUGCUGGAAUGUACCAUGGCCAAAUGGAUGGAAAAUCACGAGAGGAGUCUCACAGAUUAUUUGUUAGAGAUGAAAAGCAAGUCAUGGUGGCUACAAUUGCCUUUGGCAUGGGCAUAGAUAAACCUAAUAUAAGAAAAGUGAUUCAUUAUGGCUGCCCUAAAAAUCUAGAGUCCUACUACCAGGAAAGUGGGAGAUGUGGUAGAGAUGGUAUAGCUUCUGCUUGUUGGCUUUACUACACAAGAAGUGACUUUUCAAAGGGUGAUUAUUAUGCUGCAGAUUUAAAAUCGGAAAACCAAAAAAAAGCUGUUACGGAGUCAUUGCUUGAAGCUCAACGCUAUUGUUUGACGGCAACUUGCAGAAGAAAGUUCUUGCUAGAACACUUUGGAGAAAAAUUUGCAGCUGAUCGAUGUGGAAACUGUGAUAACUGCACGGUCUUGAGGCAACAUCGUGACAUGUCAAAAGAAGCCUUUCUUCUACUGGCUUGCAUUCAUUCAUGCAAGGGAAGAUGGGGCCUUAAUAUGCCGAUUGACAUCCUGCGUGGUUCUCGAGCAAAGAAAAUAAUGGAAGCUCAAUAUGACAAGCUUCCACUUCAUGGACUUGGGAAAGCAUACCAAGCAAAUUGGUGGAAAGCACUUGGACAUCAAUUGAUUUCUCUAGGUUAUUUGAAGGAGUUUGUGACUGAUGUGUACAGAAAUGUAAGUGUCAGUUCAAAAGGAGAGCAAUUUUUGGCCUCAUGUAGACCAGACUAUCAACCUCCUUUGGUUUUGCCAUUAGUUGGUGAGCUCGCAGAAGAGGAAACUAGAAGCGCAGAAGAAUUCAAAAUUUUGGCCGCUUCAGAAUCUGAAGGUUUUUCAGAGGCUGAAGGACAGCUCUACCAAAUGCUUUUAGAAGAAAGAUUAAAUCUUGCAAGGAGUGUUGGAACAGCUCCAUAUGCUUUAUGCGGUGAUCAAACAAUCAGAAAAAUUGCUUUGACAAGACCAUCUACAAAAGCAAGGCUAGCAAAUAUUGAUGGUGUGAAUCAGCACCUAGUAACAAGAUAUGGAGACCAUUUUCUUCAAGCUAUUCGGAAACUAUCCCAAGAAUUAAAACUAUCAUUGGAUGGUGAACCGGUACUCCAAACUAGUGAAGUACGGAAAGUAUCUCCACUAGUAACAAUCAAAUCAACGAAGUUGUCAGGAGCAAAGCUUGAAGCAUGGAAAAUGUGGCAUGAAGAAGGUCUUUCUAUUCAGAGGAUUGCCAACUUUCCAGCUAGAGCAGCUCCUAUUCAAGAACAAACUGUUGUACAGUAUCUGCUGGACGCUGCCCUAGAUGGAUUACCUAUUGAUUGGACAAGACUCUGUGAGUCGAUAGGGCUGAAACAAGAUUACACAUCUGCAAUUCGGGGAGCUAUUGUAAAAGCUGGAUCUGCUGAUAAGUUGAAGCCUAUAAAAAAUGAAUUGCCAGAAGAAAUAACGUAUCCGCACAUCAAGGUUUACUUAACAAUGCAAACCUGUGGAGUAUCCUUAGAAAGUAUCCAUUCUGGGAAAGAUGGUGAAGCUGUAAACAAUGCAUCAAAUUCUUCGGAACCAUCUUCAGUAACACACGAUGAAGAAAGUCAUCUUCAAGCUAACGUUGCUACCGAAAGUAUAAUGGAAAUUAAUGAAGUGGUACCUUCUGGACCAGUCGAUGUUUGUCCGGUACAAGAGUUUCCAACAAGCAAACGACUGAAAGUCAGCGAAACAAAGGAGGUGAAUAUAAUUAAAUUGAAAGCUACAGAGGGUUCUGUUGUAGAGUGGCUGAAGAACCUUGAUGAAGGGGCUACUUUGACUGAUAUGUUGGAGCGCUUCAAUGGAUCCAAUGAAGAUUCCAUUGUUGAACUGCUAAGUUCCCUUGAGUGUGACUUUUUGAUAUAUAAGAAAAGUAACGUGUACAGGGCUAUGUAA